Molecule: messenger RNA, 2570 nt
Organism: Abrus precatorius (Indian licorice)
Lineage: Eukaryota; Viridiplantae; Streptophyta; Magnoliopsida; Fabales; Fabaceae
Product: scarecrow-like protein 14
Exons: 2
Coding region: 351-2357 (668 amino acids)
Biological process (GO): regulation of DNA-templated transcription
Cellular component (GO): nucleus
Molecular function (GO): sequence-specific DNA binding; DNA-binding transcription factor activity
Source: RefSeq, a predicted model, not a curated record
CUGCCGGUUACUCCUCACUCUUUAGUUCGAUUCUCAAAUUCUCCAAAAGUCUAAGGUGCACUGCCACAACCAACAUAAUCUCAUACUAUUACUGUCUUUGUCUAUCUUUACCUUUUCUCUGCCUAAUUUCUAUUCAUUCUUCUUAUUUGAAUGCUUAUUAUCCAAAAGGACUAGUGGGGGUUCAUUGUUGCUUAAAUUUCUGAAAUUUACUCCUUCUUACUUUACUAUUUUUUUAUUCAUCACAUCAUUGGUUCUGUUCCUGUUCUGUCCUAGUCAAAGAUAAGAUUUUUAGCACCUCUGAAACUAGAUCUCUCAUCUCUCUAGUUCAGAUUCUGAUCUUUGUAUCCAACAUGCUUUCUGCGGAUUCCCUUUUGGAAAAUCUUCCUGGUUCUGUGAAUGGAUUCAUAUUUGAGAACGGUCCCAUCUCGGUAUUUUCGAAUCAGAACCCAGAAAAUGGGUUCAAGUUGGAUGAUUCAACAUCCCCUUCUAACCAUUCAGAAUCUGGCACUGAUUCUUCUCCUUCUACUGCCACAAGCUCAAAUGGAGAACAUUCAGAGAGUAGUAAACAUUCUAAUCCUAUUCUCAGAUACAUAAGCGACAUCCUCAUGGAUGAAGAAGAUGACUUGGAGCGCAAACCCUGCAUGUUGCAAGAUUCUUUGAGACUCCAGGCUGCUGAAAAAUCAUUCUAUGAUGUGUUGGGGCAUGAUAAUUUUGGUGUGACUACUAGUUCUGAGAGUUAUAGCAGUUACACCACUGAUAAUUCAAAUGAGUCUGAUUGGUUUGAGUCUUCUUUCCUUCAAAAAUCUUUAGUUCAUUCCCCAGAAAACGCCUAUGUAACUCCUGAUCCGUUUAGAGAGACACAAGGUGGUAUUUAUUUUUCAAAUGGGGUGUGGAAUAUGAUUCACUCACAGGAAAAGCCACACAUGAUUCAUGAGGGUGUGAUGCGGGGUUCUAUGACAGCAAGAGGAUCAAGGGAGAAGAGAAGCCAUCUCACGAAUGAUGAUAUCUCAGAUCAAGUAGAGGAGAGAGGCAACAAGCUUUCAGCUGUAUACGUUGAUGACUCUGAGCUAUCAAGCAUGUUUGAUGAGGUGCUGCUUUGUAAGGAUGGUAGAAGUCCAUCCAUUUUCUGUGAACCAUCCUCAUCAUCAUCACAGAUAGCUGAUUCAGGAGGAUCUAAUGGAAAGACAACACGUUCGAAGAAAGGUUCCAACAAGGGGACAAGUGCAAGUGCAACAGUGGAUUUAUGGACUUUGUUAACUCAAUGUGCACAAGCUGUUGCUAGCUAUGAUCAAAGAACUGCAAGUGAAAUACUCAAGCAGAUUAGGCAACAUUCUACGCCUUGUGGUGAUGGACUUCAGCGUUUGGCGCAUUACUUUGCCAUUGGCCUUGAGACAAGAUUAGCUGCUGAUACACCCAAGUUCAUUCUCUUUCAGUCAGCAUCUGCUGCAGAUAUGUUAAAAGCAUAUAGAGUAUAUAUCACAGCAUCGCCAUUUCAGAGGAUGACAAAUUUCUUGGCUAACCGAACUAUUUUGAAGCUUGUACAAAAUGAGAGCAGUCUUCACAUUAUUGACUUUGGAAUUAGCUAUGGUUUUCAAUGGCCUUGCCUCAUCCAACGUCUUUCAGAGAGAGCAGGAGGGCCUCCAAAGCUUCAUAUCACAGGAAUUGAUCUUCCUCAGCCAGGAUUUAGGCCUGCAGAAAGGGUUGAGGAGACGGGGCGGCGAUUGGAGAAGUAUUGCAACAGGUUUGGAGUCCCAUUUGAGUACAAUUGCCUUGCACAAAAAUGGGAUACUAUAAGACUUGAGGACCUUAAGAUUGAUAGGAAUGAAGUAACUGUGGUUAACUGUUUGUUUAGGUUGGAGAACUUAACUGAUGAAACAGUGACUGCAGAUUGUCCAAGAGAUGCUUUGUUAAGGUUGAUCAGGAGGAUCAACCCAAACAUCUUCAUACAUGGGGUUGUGAAUGGCACUUACAAUGCACCGUUUUUCUUGACACGGUUCAGGGAAGCACUCUUCCACUUCUCAUCAUUGUUUGACAUGUUUGAAGCUACCCUACCUCGCGAAGAUCCAUCGAGGCUUAUGUUUGAGAAAGGUUUGUUUGGAAGGAAUGCAAUCAAUGUGAUAGCAUGUGAGGGGGCAGAGAGGGUUGAAAGGCCAGAGACCUACAAGCAGUGGUUUGUUAGGAACCAGAGAGCAGGGUUCAAGCAAAUUCCAUUGGCCACAGAACUCUUGAAUAAAGUUAAGGACAUGGUGAAAAAAGAAUAUCAUAAAGAUUUUGUAGUUGACGUGGAUGGCAAAUGGGUUUUGCAGGGAUGGAAAGGGCGUAUUCUUCUUGCUGUUUCUUCUUGGGUUCCUGCUUAAGCAAUGAUCAACUCUUAAUCCACUCAUUGCCAAGGAAAAUUGUCUUAGAUCUUAGGUUAGUUUUUGUGUAAAGUGCAUGACUAGGGGUAUAUUUAUUCUUGAAUUUAAGUGAACCGUUAUUGUAAUGUAUUUCAAGUUGAAUUAAGAUUAAAUACACUCUUAUUUGUACACUUUAUGAACAAGCUUAUAUUAUAAUAGAGGGGUUUGUGCCUU